AUGAUCGAAGAGUCAUCAUUAGAAAGAGCUUGUUAUGGUUGGAUAGAUCAAGAUGAUGAGAGACUUCUAGAAGGCUUUAGUUGGGAUAAGUGGGAUCCUAACAGAACUUCAGGAAAAGUAGCAUUUGUUGCUCAAAUUUAUGAAGAUUCAACUGCUGAAGAAGAAUUGGCGUAUGCUUACUAUCAAUCUCAGCAGUCCAGUCCUAAAAAGAUCGAAGAAGAACCAGUUGCAACAAAAGAAGCUUCAGAAAGAGCACCAAUCUUUGAUCAUUCACCAGAUGAAAAGAGUGAUGAUUAUGACAGUGAAGAGAUUCAAAAGCUUGAAUAUUAUGCAAGAAAAUUUUCAUCUGAUAAAGAUAAUUUGCUUUUUGCAGGUAAAACAGAAAAGAUCAAAGAAAAACAAGCUGCGAAAAAGAAGAAUCAUAAAGCAGCAACUGUUAAAGAAAAAGAUGAUAGUGAUGAUGAUAAUUCGUAUUAUGCAGGUAAAAUGAAAGAGAACAAAAAAUUACAAGCUGCGAAAGAUGACAGUGAUGAUGAAAAUAUUCGAGUAAUAAAAAAGCAGGUUAAAAAACAAGAUGACAGUGAUGAUGAAGAUGUUCGAGUGAUAAAGAAGCAGGUGAAAGAAAUUCCAGCUUUCAAGGUUGAAAAGGAAGCUGAUGCAGAAAAGAUACCUGAAAAAUGUGAAAAUUGUGAUACUUCAAGCAGUGAACAAGCGUUAGCUAUUGAGACACUUAAUGGAGCGUUCAUGACAAAGCAGAAAAUCAUCAAUAAUUACAUUGAGAAAUGUGCUGUACUUGAACAAAAAUUGGAAACCCAGAGGAUAGAAACUGAAAGGGUAAACAGGAUUUACCCUACAGUAGAAGGUAUGAAAGCGUUUGAAGAAGAGGAUACUGAAGUAAAGGAUACUGAGAUUGUGCAGGCAAAAGCAGCUAGGUUUCGACUUCUAAGGAUAUGCAGAUUCGAGCCACGUUCCAGAUCCUGUUACUACGGAGAGCCAGGAAACAGUCCUGAACCUAUGAAAGCUGCAAAGCGUGAGCAGCGUUUGAGCUAG
Helianthus annuus (common sunflower) is the source of this 1050-nucleotide messenger RNA. RefSeq lists its product as uncharacterized. The transcript has 4 exons. The record is from RefSeq and is a predicted model, not a curated record. Lineage: Eukaryota; Viridiplantae; Streptophyta; Magnoliopsida; Asterales; Asteraceae. The coding region runs from base 1 to 1050 and encodes 349 amino acids.